Musca domestica (house fly) is the source of this 1501-nucleotide messenger RNA. RefSeq names its product lipopolysaccharide-induced tumor necrosis factor-alpha factor homolog. The record is from RefSeq and is a predicted model, not a curated record. Gene Ontology annotation, molecular function: zinc ion binding. Bases 215 to 832 code for a protein of 205 amino acids. Lineage: Eukaryota; Metazoa; Arthropoda; Insecta; Diptera; Muscidae. The transcript is spliced from 3 exons.
UUUGCUUCUUUAGUUGUUUUCAAGCGUUUUAGGUGAUCGUAACGUAGAUCGCGUGUUGUAUUUUUUUUUCGUUUUUAAACCAAAAGUGAUUGUGCGAUGCUUGAAGUAAAAGAAAAAUCAGACAAAAAAAUAAGUUUUGGCAAUUUAAUCCGAUACAACGAAUUCUCGUUUUGAAAAUAAAAAUCAAUCCGGUUCUGAAAAUUUCCUGCUGACCAUGGAUCAAAAACACGCCAUGCUUUAUCCCGAUCCAAACUCAAUGCCAACAGAUCAACGCACCUCGGCUGCUGCAGCCAUUGGUUUGCCCAUUGAGGCUCCUCCAUCCUACGAUGUUGCGGUUGGUGAGCACCAACCUCAAACUUCCCAACAGAAUAUUGGUUGGUCUUCGCCACAGGCUCCCUAUGGAAAUCCCACAGCUCCAGCAAUGUCAAGUCAUGCGGCAGGGGAACAAAUCAUCUAUCCGCCAACUCAAGUAAUAACAAAUCAGCCCACUGUGCCAACCGCCACUCCCCACCAGCAGCCAUACGAUUCUGCUCCCAGCACCACGAACGCUGCUGCUGCAGCAGGUCAAUCAACAAUACCGCUAUCAGCCCAGCUGGGUCCAAAUCCAUCGAAGGUGACAUGCCCCGCAUGUGGAGCUUCGAAAGUUUCGCGAAUGGCUUAUACUCCAAACUCUAAGACACAUUUGUGUGCCUUCAUUUUGUGUUUAGUAGGAUGGUGCUGCUGUGCCUGUGUGGUGCCCUAUUGCAUGAAUAGCUGUCGCACGGGUAAUCACUAUUGUCCCAAGUGUAAUACCUUCCUUGGUGCCUAUAAUCCCCGAAACAAUCUGCUUUGAUUUAAAAACAAGAGAUGAAUUUAAAUAAUUUAAUAUCUAUACCAUCAGUCUUAGGUUUAAGUUAGGCAACGCAUAACUCUAUACCAUAUUUGUAGUCAUUAUUAUGGCGAACAUUUUUGUUUUGUUAUCAUCUGUUUUUCGCUUUCUUUUUCAUUUCUUCUUUUUUGUGAACAACUUAAUGUUUGCUUUAUUGUUUUAGAUAAUUACGUUUUUUUUUUCAGUUUCUCAACUGUGAUUCAAAGAAUCUGUUUAUUGUAGUUUGCUGCCGGUUUUUUUAUGAUAUGGUUUGCUUAUAUAAAUACGGGUGGACCAGGUUAAGACAAAUAAUUGGUUUUAUGAAAAAAGAGAAAAAAUAUUGUAUAUAAGACUUUGGGAUAAAAAUUAAUUUACCUUAAAAUUCAUAUUUAAAUUUAAAUUAUUUUCCUUUUUAAAUUAUUUUUUUCGAUAUUCGAGCGAAAAAAAAGCCCCAUCUCAUGUUGCUGGCUAUCUCUCAUAAAAAUCAUAAAAAAAACAUGUUUAUUUGUCUACUUAUGACUAUUAUCUCUGUUAUUAUGUAUUUAGUUUAAUAAGAUAACACAAUUAUAAAUAUUUGUUGUUGUUUAUUUUUAAAAAUAUUUAUUACGAAAAAGAAAUAUAAAUUUUUCUUUAUCAGAAAAAAAUUUCAAAGAA